This is a messenger RNA of Agrilus planipennis (emerald ash borer), 6564 nucleotides long. It is a transcript of the gene Dscam2, whose product is annotated as Down syndrome cell adhesion molecule-like protein Dscam2. Gene Ontology annotation, molecular function: cell-cell adhesion mediator activity. Lineage: Eukaryota; Metazoa; Arthropoda; Insecta; Coleoptera; Buprestidae. Gene Ontology annotation, biological process: dendrite self-avoidance; axon guidance; homophilic cell-cell adhesion. Bases 240 to 6200 code for a protein of 1986 amino acids. The record is from RefSeq and is a predicted model, not a curated record. The transcript has 27 exons. Gene Ontology annotation, cellular component: plasma membrane; axon.
GCUCUUAGUGUGGUGAUGGCAGCCUCUCGGUCAGGACUCGUCAUGGCACCACCAACGAUAAAGUCAACGGUGUUUUUACCGGUUGUCAUUCGCUUUUCUUCGCAGUUUUUCCGCGCUCCGGAAUAAAUUUUCGGCCGUUAGUAAUAAACGUUAGUUAUAAACGCAUUCGUUAACGAUCUUGCCGGUUUUCCGGUCGCAAAUCCCGAUAGCACACUCUAGAUAUACUCUUGUUCACACACAUGCAAACCUACAGGAUGAUUAUCUUGAUUGCAAUGAUACUACUCACCACAAAGGACGCUGUGGAGAGUUUCGAUUCGCACCUUCGCGGUCCAUCGUUUAUCAUGGAACCGCCGACACGUCUCGAAUUCUCCAACUCGUCCGGAGGCUGGCUAGAUUGUUCGGCUUCCGGCAGCCCACAGCCUUCGAUUGACUGGCUGUCGGUGGACGGCACUUCCGUCGGAGACGUUUCCGGCAUCCGCAGGGUGCUUCGGAACGGCACCUUGGUGUUACUUCCGUUCGCGGCCGCCGCAUACCGUCAAGACAUUCACAGCACCGUUUACCGCUGCGUCGCUUCCAACUCCGUUGGCAGGAUAAUCAGUCGUGAUGUCCAAGUUAGAGCCGUGGUGACUCAGGCAUACAAAGUAGAAGUGGAGGCUCUUGGAGCAGCAAGGGGUUGUACAGCAUUGCUGAAGUGUGUGGUGCCAUCGUUCGUAAAAGAGUUCGUACGGGUUGUAUCUUGGAUACAGGAACCAUCAUUCUAUAUCUACCCUUCGCUACAGGGAGAUGGAAAGUUUCAUCAACUGCCCUCCGGAGAUUUACUUAUUCAUAAUCUGGAGUUCAGCGAUCAAUUCGCAAUGUACCGCUGCAGAACGAUGCACAGGCUUAGUAGGCAAUAUACCGUCAGUGGACCUGCCAAUGUAAGAAUUACAGAGCACAGAGGCAUUGUGGCACCGGUGAUAGUCGAAAGCUCUGGAACGAUAACCGUCGCUCAAGAUGAGGGCGCCGCUUUGUUAUGUGUCGCACAAGGAUGCCCUGCGCCUGAAUACCGGUGGUACUCUCACACUGGUUUAGAACCUAGCCUAGUAAUGUCAGGUCCUCGAACACGUCAACUUGGUCCCGUUUUGGCUAUAGAAGCAGUAACCCCCGAAGAUAGUGGAUCUUAUCGGUGCAAAGCUUCAAAUGCAGGCGGUGAAGCGAGUGUGGAACUCAGAUUGAUUGUGUCUACUCCUCUACAUGUUGAAGUGACUCCACCGAUGCUCAGUAUUCACAUGGGAGGUAGUGCGGAAUUCCGGUGUUCCGUGUCGUCUCACAGUGGAGGUCCACAUUUGGUAACCUGGUAUAAAGAUGGUAGACAACUACCUAGUACUGGUAGAGGCUCUAGUGACACCUUGGUCAUUAAUAACAUCGGGAGAGAGGAUCGCGGAAUGUACCAGUGUGUUGUCAGAAGGGCUGAGGGCGACACCGCUCAAGCUGCUGCAGAAUUACAGUUAGGAGAUGCGCCACCUGUGUUACUAUACAGCUUUAUAGAACAAACACUCCAACCGGGACCUGCUGUUUCGCUUAAGUGUAGUGCUGCUGGGAAUCCAACUCCCCAAAUCUCUUGGACACUCGACGGAUUUCCAUUACCUAGCAAUGGCAGAUUUGUCAUUGGCCAAUACGUUACAGUUCACGGUGACGUCAUUAGCCAUGUUAACAUUAGCCAUGUAAUGAUCGAGGAUGGCGGCGAAUAUACUUGCACAGCUGAAAACAGAGCAGGAAAAACAUCACAUUCGGCAAGAUUGAAUGUUUACGGGAUGCCUUACAUUAGAUUGAUACCGAAGGUGACGGCAGUGGCUGGCGAAACACUUCAGCUGAAGUGUCCCGUUGCUGGAUAUCCAAUAGAAGAAAUUCACUGGGAGAGAGGCGGACGAGAACUUCCAGACGAUUUGCGACAAAAAGUUUUAGAAGACGGUACGCUCGUUAUCAGUCCGGUGGAAAAGAAAGCUGACUCUGGCGUAUAUACUUGUUGGGCUCGAAACAAGCAGGGACAUAGCGCAAGGAGAAGCGGAGAAGUCACAGUAAUAGUGCCUCCGAAAGUAAGUCCUUUUUACGCAGAGGAAACUCUGCAUGUCGGAGAUCGUGCCAGUUUGACAUGCACGGUAACGAAAGGAGAUCAGCCAUUGACGAUUUCGUGGCACAAGGACCACCGAGUCCUGGAUCCGUCACAAAUGGUCGUCAUCAAACAGGUGGACCAGUUCACUAGCAUAUUAGCAAUCGAGAGCCUGACACCAGAGCACAACGGGAACUACUCGUGCGUUGUGCGUAACCAGGCUGGCGAGGUAUCGCACACGCAGCAGUUGGUCGUCAACGUUCCUCCUAUUAUUGAGCCCUUUUCCUUCCAAGACGGGCUGUCGGAAGGCAUGCGAACUCGCACCGUCUGCGGCGUGAGUUCCGGGGAUCCACCACUCGUGGUCUCCUGGCUCAAGGACGGGCAGCCGCUGACACCCGCGCUGGCCGUAAACGUUUCGGCUCUUGACCCCUAUUCUAGUCUCCUCAGCAUUUCUAGUUUAGACUCGAGACAUUCUGGCGAUUUCACGUGCGUGGCCAGCAACCCAGCCGCCGAGGUCAGGUACACCGCCAAACUCCAGGUUAAAGUUCCGCCGAGGUGGCUGGUCGAACCUGCUGACGUGAGCGUUGAAAGGAAUCACAACAUCGCGUUACACUGUCAAGCGCAGGGCGUGCCCACACCCACUGUUACAUGGAAAAAAGCCACAGGUAGUAAGUCAGGAGACUACGAGGAAAUAAGAGACCAAAUUCACACCAAACUACUGGGAAAUGGGACCCUUUUGCUUCAACACGUGAAAGAAGACAGGGAAGGAUUCUACUUAUGCCAAGCAGAAAAUGGUAUCGGCACUGGCAUUGGGAAAGUCAUUCAACUACGAGUAAAUUCGUCCCCGUACUUUUCCCAGCCGUCUCGACUAAUAACUGUCAAAAAAGGGGACACGGCGACGUUACACUGCGACGUGAACGGCGAUAAACCCAUUAGCGUAAUUUGGUUAAAAGGCGGCAAGAGCGAAUUAAAUCCAUCGAACAACUACCGUGUGCACGUAAAACAGGACGGAACGCCCGAUGGCGUUGUGGCACAGCUUCAAAUCGCCAAUGCUGAAGCUUCGGACAGCGGCUCGUACUUCUGCCAAGCAAGCAACAUGUAUGGAAGAGACCAGCAAUUGGUACAGCUAUUAGUUCAAGAGCCUCCUCUUAGUCCUCAACAUCUGGAGGCAGCGAUGACCACCAGUCGAUCGGUCAAUCUGAAGUGGCAGCACAGAUCCGGAGAUUCGAAUGAAGUCUUCAAAUUUAUUGUGGAAUAUCGUGAAGUUGAUAGACCCUGGCAUCAUAUUGAAAUAUCAGAUAAUCCGCUACAAUAUGCUGCCCUUAUCGAAAAUCUAAAGCCUGCAACUCGUUACAUUUUUCGAGUAAUCGCAGAAGGUCCAGCAGGAAGAAGUAAACCGAGCGUUGAGCUAGUUAUAAGAACGGAAUCGCAAAGACCAGCAGGUCCUCCGUUAAACCUCGCUGUCCGACCCAUUUCAUCCACGGAAUUACUAAUCACUUGGAAUCCUCCCAUCAGCGAACUUCGGCAUGGAGAUAUUCAGGGAUAUAAUGUCGGUUUCAGAUCUCCAAAGAUGCAAGCGUAUAAUUACACCACAGUUUCGGGAGACGGUGAAGAUGGCACUGGAGAAUUGUUACUUGGUGGACUGUCUAAAUAUACCAAUUAUGCUAUUGUGGUACAAGCAUUUAAUGAAGUCGGACCUGGUCCGCUUACUGAACCAGCUUCAUCGCAGACCAUGGAAGAUGUUCCUAGUGCUCCUCCGGAAGAUGUCCGAUGUGCUGCUCUUACAUCUCAAUCUCUCCAAAUUAGUUGGCAACCACCACCAAUCGAACAUUGUAACGGUUUGUUAGAAGGGUACAAGUUAACCUACGAACCAGUAGUUGAUGAUAACUGGAGAGGAACGGACGAUAUAGAGACCAGAAAAACUACAGCACUCACUACAGUCAUAACAGGUCUCAGGAAGUUCACGAACUACAGUCUACAAGUUCUAGCGUUUACUAAAGUGGGAGAUGGUGUUUCAACUGAGACAUUUUAUUGCAAAACCGAAGAAGAUGUGCCUGGUCCUCCGAUCGAUAUCAAAGUGAUAGUCAGUUCUCCGCAAGCGCUUCUGAUAUCCUGGUUACCUCCUCAAGAGCCAAAUGGAAUUAUUACUAAGUACAUCUUAUAUAAACGAAGUGUUGAUGGGAGAGACAAUGAAAACCAGAGAGAAACAAUUUCCAGUAAGCAAACAAGUUACGAGGCGAAAGGUUUGGUGGCCCAUACGGAAUAUCAAUUUUGGGUGAGCGCGACUACGAGAAUUGGUGAAGGUAGCAGUUCGAAAGUGGUUUCACAGGUUUCGUCAGGACGAGUGCCAGCACGGAUCUAUUCGUUUGGAGGAAAAGCAGUUCGACCGUGGAGAGGUUCAAUAGCCCUCCAAUGUCUCGCAGUGGGUUCGCCCAGGCGAGAAUGGCUUCGGGGCGAUCAAAUUCUUAAACCCGGUACAAGCCACAAAAUAAAUUUCUUGGAUACUGGGGAACUCAUUAUAAUGAAUUUGCAAAUAUCGGAUGCCGGAAAUUACACCUGCCAAGUAGAUAAUGGCCAGGGCUCGGACAGGAUUACGUACAAUUUAAUAGUUCAGAUACCACCAGAGGCACCCACCUUAUUCGUUACUAGUGCCACCAGCAGUAGCGUUCUGCUUCAUUGGAAAUGUGGCAAUACUGGUGGGGCGCCUGUUAGUGGUUUAAUACUCAGUUAUAGAAAGGAGCACGGGGACUUGAGUGAAAUUAGGCUGUCAAGACAUGCUUCAAGUUAUGAACUAAAAGGACUUCUCUGUGGUACCCAGUACCACAUUUACUUAUCAGCUCUAAAUAAAAUAGGAAGUUCUCCUCCAAGUUCCGUAUUAAAGGCUAGGACUCAAGGCCAUCCUCCAGGAGUUCCAGCACCUAGCGCAUUCAUUUUUCCUAAUUCAACUUCCGUUAUCCUACGACUGCAUAUUUGGCCUGACAAUGGCUGUCCUAUAUUAUACUUUAUAUUACAAUACAGGAAGACUUCGGAAGCUCAGUGGACUUUGGUUUCAAAUGCUUUGAAACCUCAACGGCGAACUUCUAUUACUGGACUGACUCCGUCAACACGAUACGUCGUUAAAGUGGAAGCUCACAAUGUAGCAGGGUUUUCAAACGAAGAAUUUCAUUUUACAACGUUAACUAAGGACGGAGAUGCUCCGCCUCCGGAUUUGAUGUUACAAGGGAAUGACAAUAUGCCGUUUUACAGUGAUAUGAGAAUUGUAGUGCCAUUGAUAAUCGCAUUAGCCAUUAUUUUAUUUGCUAUUGUAGCAGGAAUAGUCUGUAUGAAAUCGCGCCAAAUUGAAAGUGCCAAAGAACAAUUAGAUAAUGAACAGAAUUCUGAAGCUCAAAGGGAACGUUACUACGCAACCAUCCACAAAGUUGCAUUGCAGGCAGGAGAAAAAAUUCCAGAAACGUCCGAAGAUAUUUCUCCGUAUGCAACAUUUCAAUUAUCUGAACCUAGCACACUGCCGCAAAACACAAUGCUACACAGCUUCAUGUAUCACGAACAUGCAAUGACUGAAGGGUGCGCUUCCCCACCCCCAGCAACAUCAUCAGUACAUCGAAAUUCCCCUUACUAUAAUGUUCAAAAAUUUCAGAGUUCAAAAGGUCACGGGAAGAGGAGAAGAAAGGCUGACGUAGAGAGCGAUGAGUCUGAAUCUGAUCAAGAUCAAUUAACAUCAAGUAGAACGGAGUCUUCCAAUCAUUUAGAUUUGAAACAUAAGCAAAACUUCGUUUAUCACGGUGCUCAUUCAAGUACCUCAUCAGACAUAUCACCCAUGUCCGAACAAAAAUCACUGCCACGCAGAAAUCGUUCAAGGUGGUUGUAUCAGGGUAGCACAAAAUCGGCAAGACAAAUGCUGCCAACGUUAUCAGUGGCCGAAACGGCUUUUGCAGAGCGAGAAAGACUAUCGCAACCCGAAUCGAAUACACCAGAUCGACCUGAAUUGAGUGAGGCCGAGUGCGACAUCGACACAUUGAAAAAGCUCAAAUUAGGUCUACGUUCUUCGUUAUGGUCGCGACCCAGCACUACCGGGUCCAAUCAGCAGUCAGACUAUUCUAUAGCCGUUUAAAUGUGGUCUUAAAUAAAUAGACGUAAUACAUUUCUCGAUGGUUGAAUAAUUGUUAAUAAUAUUAUUAAACAAAAACAAAAAAAUCAAAAUAUAUUUCAGUUAUUUACUAUUGAAAAUUGAACGUUUGUACAAAAAAUAAGAAGACAUUUUGUUACUCAAAUUUUAAUGUUUGGAUAAAUUUUAUAACGACACAAUCAAAAUAUUGUAGGUAUAAAAUCAAAUAUUCUUCCAAGAGUUUUACUAUGUACCUAUUUAUCUAGUGAUACAGGACCAAAUUAUAUAUGUCUGGAAUGCUAAAUUCAGUUCUCACUACCAUUAUUGUCAAUAAAAUGUCAUAGUUCAACAAUAAAUACAUUAUCGAUUA